UCCUCUCCUCUCCUCUCCUCCUCUUCCGCGGCGGCCGAAACCCACCCGCCGCCAUGGCCAAGUACAACGUGGUGCAGAAGAGCAAGCGCGAGUCCAGCCAUGACCGCAAGCGCCGCGCCCAUGGGGAUCCAAACUCCGGCAAGCUCAAGCACCACAACGCGCCUAUCGCCAUAUCUGGCAAGCGCAAGCGCAAGCUUCUGCGCCGCCUCAACCGGGAUCAGAAGGAGGCUGCGAUGGUUAAGGCGCUGGAGAACAACAUGGGCGACGUCGAUAUGGUGUCUGCUGAAGCAUCUUCGGAAACUGCGAAGGACAAGUCUCAGAUGAAGUUUAAUGUGAAGAAAAACUCAAGAAUACAGAUCAAAAGAUUGAAAGGCAAAGGUAGAAAGAAAGCCAAAAGUGUGAAGCAGCCAACGAAGGCAAAAGCUGAUGCCAUGGUAGAGUGACUGUUAAGAGUGAAGCAGUAUCGCAAUAUGAACGUUUAUAGGGCACAAGCAAGGGCUAGCAGUACUAGAGCUUGCGCAUUAACUUCCUGCUCCGCGGCCUUAACAUUCAGUCCGGACAAGUCACUGCUGCCUUUUGAGUGGGUGUAUGGAAUUCAGAAAAUCUUUUUUAAGUAGUUGAAUGCAAGGUUUUCAUCCUGGUA
Molecule: messenger RNA, 643 nt
Organism: Hordeum vulgare subsp. vulgare (domesticated barley)
Lineage: Eukaryota; Viridiplantae; Streptophyta; Magnoliopsida; Poales; Poaceae
Exons: 4
Coding region: 54-443 (129 amino acids)
Source: RefSeq, a predicted model, not a curated record